This is a messenger RNA of Lindgomyces ingoldianus, 1111 nucleotides long. Its product is annotated as alpha/beta-hydrolase. Gene Ontology annotation, molecular function: hydrolase activity. Lineage: Eukaryota; Fungi; Ascomycota; Dothideomycetes; Pleosporales; Lindgomycetaceae. The transcript has a single exon. Bases 158 to 1111 code for a protein of 317 amino acids. The record is from RefSeq and is a predicted model, not a curated record.
UUUCCUACCCCGCAGCUAGCAUCAAAAAUCAAGACGCUUUCCUUACCCACUUGUUCCCGGCAGUUUAUUCUCCUUGACCUGAAAGUCGUGCUCCGUCCACAGAUAACAAAUUAAUUGGGAACCAGCUUGCACCAUCGGAUCCUCCAGCAUCACAAACAUGGCACAAUUCGGUUUCCUUACAUACCUACGCCUAAAAUUGACCGUCACCCUGAUUCGAAUGAUAGCUCGCGUAAUCGCUUUCUCCUCUAGACGGCGCGACAAGGCUAUCGCAGAUGAGAUAGAUGUCCAACGACGACGCGUGGCAAUACCGUCACGGGACAGAGGACGCUUCAUCGACGCAGACUUCUACUACCCACCUGGACACUCAGCAUCCUCGCUGGCCACGUCCAAAAAACCAGUUCUAGUCAAUUGGCACGGGAGCGGAUUCAUAAUCCCAAUGCUAGGCAGCGACAUGUUAUUCUGCAGCCGCAUGGCGCGUGAUAUGGGAAUCAUCGUGAUAGACGCAGACUACCGCAAAGCGCCCGAGACCCCGUUUCCCGCUGCGAUCCAAGACGUGGAGGAUACGUUGAUAUGGAUCGCGGCGCAACCAGGGCGGUUCGAUUUAUCUCGCAUUGCCGUCUCUGGCUUCAGCGCGGGUGCGAAUCUCGCACUCGUUGCGGCAUCAGCGGUGAAGAAGACGCUGCUCGACCUCACGGUUCCCGUUGUGAUUGCUAUAUACCCAGUCACGGAUUUCACGAUUGCGCCUGAUGCUAGAGCGGUGCCGAAGCCAAAGAGUCCAUUACCGCCUUUCAUGUUCCGCUUGUUUAAUGAUUGCUACACUCCCGACGUAGUCUCAAGAAAGGAUCCACGCGUGUCGCCGUCCAAGGCUGACACGGCGGAUUUUCCGCCAACUGUGGCUAUUUUGACGUGUGAGGGCGACACAUUAAUGCCCGAGGCGAGAGACUUGGCGAAUCGGCUAGAUGAUGGGAAAAGGAAGGUCGUCAAUCUCACUCUUGAGGAUGCUCAUCAUGGCUUCGAUAAGGGUUGUAAGAAGGGGACCCAUGAUUGGGAUCUGCGCGAGGAGGCAUAUGGAUUGAGUGUUAAGACGCUGAGGGAAGCGCUAGGGUUGUGA